Molecule: messenger RNA, 1042 nt
Organism: Sinocyclocheilus grahami
Lineage: Eukaryota; Metazoa; Chordata; Actinopteri; Cypriniformes; Cyprinidae
Gene: rab33a
Product: RAB33A, member RAS oncogene family
Exons: 3
Coding region: 1-609 (202 amino acids)
Biological process (GO): Rab protein signal transduction
Molecular function (GO): GTPase activity; GTP binding
Source: RefSeq, a predicted model, not a curated record
AUGCUACAAUACACUUACAUCAUUGUCAUCGGAGACUCAAAUGUGGGCAAGACCUGUUUAAGCUUCCGCUUCACCGGCGGAGCCUUCCCCUGUAAGACUGAAGCCACCAUCGGCGUGGAUUUCAGGGAGAAAGCCGUGGAGCUCGAGGGCGAGAAAAUAAAGGUACAAGUAUGGGACACAGCGGGCCAGGAGCGCUUUCGGAAGAGCAUGGUGGAGCACUACUACCGCAAUGUGCAUGCCGUCGUAUUUGUAUACGACGUCACAAAAAUGGCCUCAUUCCAGAAUCUAAAGACCUGGAUUCAGGAGUGCAACGGGCACAGGGUGUCAUCCUCGGUGCCUCGUGUUCUGGUGGGUAACAAAUGUGACCUAGUUGACCAGAUCCAGGUCCCUUCCAACACUGCCCUCAAGUUUGCCGAUGCCCAUAACAUGCUACUGUUUGAAACAUCAGCCAAAGAUCCCAAGGAGAGCCAGAAUGUGGACUCCAUUUUCAUGUGCCUGGCGUGUCGUCUAAAAGCCCAAAAGUCCCUGAUCUACAGAGACGUGGAGAGAGAAGACGGCAGAGUGAGGCUGACACAUCAGCCCGACCCUAAGAGUAACUGCCCGUGUUGAGGACCUUAAACUGUGAAAUUAUUAACAUUGAUAAUUCACAAUGCAAGGAUGUGCCUGCAACUAAUUUUAGUUACUUUAUGACAGCUGCUCCAUGAACUGUUUUUUUUUUCUUUGAGUGUGCUUAUCUAUCAUGUUCUUUUUUCAAUUACACCAUCACUAAACAGGCAAAUCCCACAAAACCUGUCAAGAACAUGUUUAAGUCAUCUCAAAAUCAAAAGAAAGAAAUGAGAAAUUACGUUUUGCUGACAGAAAAUUAUGCCUUUUAAGACAUUAUUUUCAUGACAAUUAAGCACCCUUUCCCCAUUACUGCAAUGAAAAUCAUUGCCGUAAUGCAAAAUAUUUAUAUAUAUGUACUUCCUUUCAUUUAUGCUGAUUUAAAUAAAAAAAAUUGUAAUACAGUAGUGAAACUCUAAUGACAAUCAGUUUUAAAAAC